UCAGAGCUGGCUCCAUCGAUGGCUUCAGCAACGAGCACUGUAAUUCACAUGGGUCGUGUGGUGGGGCUUUUGUUUGUUUGCACUUUGGCGGUUGCGCUCCGGGGCUAUAAAUUGGGGGCCGCCCUACCUAGGGUUUGCAUCCACCUCUCACAGCUUUCUCAGAUCUUACAGAAAUGGCGGACAGACGUCAAGCAAGCGGCAGUGGUAGCGGAAGUGGCAGCCGCAGGCCGCCCGUAUCUCCGGAAACCGGAGAGAGGCGCCGAUUGAGGAGACGCCAGAGGGUUCUCGGCGCCAUCGGAAACCUCUCCAGAGAUCCGAUGACUUUCUCUGGGCACCUCGACGACGUCUCCGGCCCGGGUGGGGCACCACGCGCUGCUUCUAGCUCUCGCGGCGGCCUGCCAUCGACCCCGGAUAUCAGAUCCGUCGCCGACGACGACUCGGGGGCGGGUCCAUCGAGGCAGCCCGGCGCCGCUGGCGGGGAGGACCACGACGAUGGGGUCGUCGUUGUGGGGCGUAUUGUCCGGAGCGGCGAAGCCAGAUUUCCGCCGCCGAAUGCCCCAUCUAGGGUUUUCGGUGGUCCUAGCAGCUCGUCCGCCCCACCUAGGGUUCCGCCCCCGGAACUGUUCCGCUCCGCCGCGAUGGCGUUGAUAGGGAGCGCCGGAGUGAUGGAAGACGCCGUCAGCAUCCGGAAGCGUCUUUGCUCGCCGGCAAUCGCCAGAUUCAAGCCGGUGCACUACGUCGGCGUUUUCGAUGGCCAUGGAGGAUCUCACUGCGCCAAUAUGUGCAAAUCGAGGAUGCAUGAGAUCCUCCGGGAAGAGAUGGACCGGGAAGCCGGCAGACGCGACGAGAUCGGAGCAGCCCCGUCGUGGCUUCUCCAGGAGGCAUGGACACGCAUCUUCCACCGGUGCUUCAGGAGGAUCGAAGUGAUGGCGACAACCUCCUGCCGGUGCGGGUCCUUCGCCGGCUGCGACUGCGACCGGACGGAGUUGCUCUUCUCGGGGACGACGGCGGUGGCUGUGGUUCUGACGGCGGAGCAUAUAGUCGCCGCCCACUGCGGCGACUCACGCGCCAUCCUCUGCCGCACCGGGAGAAUAAUCCCGCUCACCCACGACCAUAAGCCGGACAGGCAGGAUGAGAGGGAGAGAAUCGAAGCCGCGGGAGGGUUGAUUAUCGAAACCGACACAGCUCGCGUCCAAGGGGUCCUGUCAACGUCGCGAGCAAUCGGGGACUGGUACCUGAAGCCGUACGUGAUAUCGGAACCGGAGGUGAGGUUGCUCCGGCGGGACAGGGAGGACGAGUUUGUGAUCAUUGCGACGGACGGCCUCUGGGACGUGAUGCCGGUGGGCAUGGUGAUCCGCGUGGUGAGCAGCUGCUUCCUCAUGCCGCCCGCCCGAGAUGAGAUCACUCCGCCGCCGGGGACCACCUCUGCGUCCGUGGCCGCACGCGCCGCCGCGCUUCUCAUGCGCCUUGCCGUCGCCAGGAACUGCGACGAUAACAUCGCCGUCGUCGUCGUCGAUCUCCGCAACAUCCGUCCUCUAUAAUUAUUAUUAUUAUUAUGU
Messenger RNA from Andrographis paniculata, 1559 nucleotides. Its product is annotated as probable protein phosphatase 2C 75. Gene Ontology annotation, molecular function: cation binding; protein serine/threonine phosphatase activity. The record is from RefSeq and is a predicted model, not a curated record. The transcript has 4 exons. Bases 174 to 1541 code for a protein of 455 amino acids. Gene Ontology annotation, cellular component: nucleus; cytosol. Gene Ontology annotation, biological process: protein dephosphorylation. Lineage: Eukaryota; Viridiplantae; Streptophyta; Magnoliopsida; Lamiales; Acanthaceae.